AUGUUCGGAAUCUUCGCGGACGUCCUGUCCUCGGUCAUCACGAUCUUCUUCCCCGUCUUCGCUUCGUUCAAAGCCCUCCGUUCCUCCGACCCCUCCCAGCUAGCACCAUGGCUCAUGUACUGGGUGGUCCUCUCGAUCAUCAUUUGGGCGGAAUCGUGGACCUACUUUAUCAUCGGCUGGUUCCCAUUCUAUAGCUGGAUUCGACUCUUCUUCCUUUCUUAUCUCGUUCUUCCCCAGACGCAAGGGGCUCGCCUACUGUACCAAGAUUACGUCGAUCCAUUUCUGGCCCACCAUGAGAGAGAGAUCGAGGAGUUUAUCGGCCAGACCCAUGAGCGCCUCAAGGCCAUGGGUCUGCAAUACUUCUGGCAAGCUAUCGAUUUGAUUCGAGAGAAAGUCCUGGGGCUGCCCCCACAGCGUCCCGAAACCCCUCCCCAACAAGGUGCCUCCUCGUAUGCGCAAUCGCUCCUCUCGCGCUUCAACCUCCCCGCCGCCGGAGCCGCGGCGGCCUCUAACGAUUGGUACUCCGUUCUCAGCUCCGCUGUGGGCGCUGCGACGUCUACUGGAAGAUCCCGCCAAGCCCAAGACGAGCACCUGUCGGCCAGUGGUACUCUCCUUCAGCGCCAGAUGCAGUCUAUGUCCGGUGCCGAAAAGGCGCACUUUAUUUCCUCUCAGCAGCACCCCCGGGAGCAUGAGAAUGACGACCUGGCCUACGGCAUACCGCUACGAAAGAACCGAAGCGAGAACUCCUUCGAGGUCGUCGACGACGAAGACCUGGGCCGUCGCCCGGACCGCAAAACUAGCGGCGGAUGGUCUACAGGCUGGUUUAGCAAUGAGCAGGAUUCGUCUGGGUCGUCUGGCACGGACUUCGCGGCCCGCGCCAUUGACGAGAUUGCCCGGUCGCGCGCCACCGGGUAUGAUCGAUCUGGAGAGUAG
Molecule: messenger RNA, 933 nt
Organism: Penicillium brevicompactum
Lineage: Eukaryota; Fungi; Ascomycota; Eurotiomycetes; Eurotiales; Aspergillaceae
Product: HVA22/TB2/DP1 family protein
Exons: 4
Coding region: 1-933 (310 amino acids)
Source: RefSeq, a predicted model, not a curated record